Molecule: messenger RNA, 1178 nt
Organism: Lasiosphaeria miniovina
Lineage: Eukaryota; Fungi; Ascomycota; Sordariomycetes; Sordariales; Lasiosphaeriaceae
Exons: 4
Coding region: 88-912 (274 amino acids)
Molecular function (GO): oxidoreductase activity, acting on the CH-OH group of donors, NAD or NADP as acceptor
Source: RefSeq, a predicted model, not a curated record
AGCCACCAAACACCACUUCAGCCAUUCAACAAUCCUUCGACAUCCUUCAACAUCCUUUAAUAUACUUCAACUCCUCAGCUCCUCAACAUGUCUUCGUACGUCAUCAUCGGAACCUCGAGAGGUCUCGGGUACGAAUUCGUGCGCCAGUACUCCAGCAACCCGGCCAACACGGUCAUCGGACUCGUUCGCAACAAGGCGGCAACUGACAAGAAGAUCUCGGAGGAUGCCGACCUCAAGUCCCGAUCCAACGUCCACAUCCUGGAAGGCGACCUCGUCGACUAUGCCAGUCUCAAGAAGGCCGCUGCCGACGCGGCCAAGAUCACGGGCGGCGGCGUCGACUACCUCAUCGCCAACGCCGCCUUUGGCGGCCAGUGGGGUGCCUACAACGGCCUCGGAAAGCUGGGCGCCGAUCCCGAGCGGCUGGCAAAAGAGCUGCAGGCUUACUUUGACGUCAACGUGCUCGGCAACAUCAACUUCAUCACCCUGUUCAUGCCGUUGGUGCUCAAGGGUAAAGUCAAGAAGGUCAUUGCUUUGACCACAGGCUACUCGGACAUACCCUUCACCAACGAGGUCGACGUGGCCAGCGCGCCGCUGUAUUCGAUCAGCAAGGCGGCGCUGAACAUGGUCGUGGCCAAGUUCAGCGCCGAGUACAAGAAGCACGGCGUGCUGGUCAUGGCCGUGGCUCCGGGGAUCGUUGACGUCGGGCAGUUUGUCGAAGCUACGGAAGAGCAGACAAAGGGCCUCCAGGAAUUCAUGGGAAAGCUUCUCAAGUACGCGCCGCACUUCACAGGCCCCGACAAGACGCCCGACAAUGCCGUCAGAUUGAUGCGCGGCGUCAUCGACAACGCCAGCAUUGAAAACGGCAAUGCUGGCGACUACCUGUCGCAGCUCGGCAACAAGCGGUGGCUCUGAGCCCUCUUCUCGUCGUGUAUCGUGUACCUUAGUCAGUUCCUAAUCUAGACCCAAUCAGAAGCUCGACCACGAGCGCGUAUUCACCCGCCACCCCAACGUAUUCACUGGACUUGCCGGGUGUUGUUGGUGCGUCCAUGUGCAUUAGCUUCACGCCUUGGCAUGCAAUGUAACCUGGUAAAUGGAAAACCGGCAACUUUGGAAAUGUGGGGACACAGGCGCGAUCGCUCCCUCGGCUGGGGUCCGCUGAUUUCUCAGCACUUGAUCCU